AUGUUCGCACUUGCAGGCAAGCUAUCUAUUACGAGAGCCAAGGAGCUGUAUUGCAGGCUCACACUCACGCGCAUCGGUAUCAUCUUCCUCGUCUUGACCUGCGUACACUGUUUCGCCCUCGGCGGCAUUCAAGUUGCGCUCCUCCUCGGCGAUAUCCGCGCGUUCUCGCUCCUUGAGGACAUUGUCUACACUGCCCAGGUCCCGCUGGACGCAGUUUCCUUGCUAAAAAUAAGCCAUGGCGAGUAUACGUUGAUGCUAUGUACCGAGAUCCCCGUUGUUGCAAAUGGCGUGUCCUCGUGUGAGCUUGUGUACUCAUCUGUGGGCGUCACAACAACUUCGACCUUGCCGAGGCGGGAAGAGGAUCCGUCACUCACGCGUCGGACGCUCCAAGCAAGUAGCAUCGUCUCCUCCAAGAACAGCACAGGCGGUGUUGACGGAGUCGACAUGACUUACACCGAGGGCGGCAGCAGCAACACAGUGUUUCUCAGCCAACAGUGUGCCAAAUCGGUCAUAUACGCUGGCGAGGUCAUGGGUGCCUAUAAGUACGAGGAUGCUGCACUCAUAGGCGCACAGUUCUGGCUCUUCGUUAUAUCUAUUAUAGCUAUCAUAUGUAGCUCCAUCCCGCAAAUCCUGGCGGUCUCCUUCACGCGCGUGGUGGCAACAAUGUGGUCUGCGUAUUCCGUCUGGCACACGCAACACUACCGGUCGAAUUUUGAGCACAUUAUUGUCGCGCCGGACACCCCGUGCCACUUCAACUUCUUUCCAACACACUGGAAGAUGCGCACGGCGCUCAAUAUUACUGACCUGGUGCUGAACAUCACUGCGCUCGCCUUCACUGCCUACCUCGGGCGCAGACUCAUCAAAAUGUACACUGCGUUCACCCUGCGACGUGUUGGCCCACCCCCGGAGGUUCUCUCGCUAUUCUUCACAGUCUGCGCGAUUGGGCUGUGGAUCACCUGGCUAAUGCAGGGCACGAUCGGGAAGAUGACAAACCUUACAAAUCGACACUCCCCCCAUGGAUUGCACUGGUAUGCGGCCUCGGGAACCUAUCAGGUAUACAAGCUGAUGCGUGGUCGAAUACAGGGCUGGUUCGCAGUGCGCCGCGAGAUGAAGCUCGCGAUGGGACUCUUCCUAGCCCUCUGCUUCACAUAUAUUGCGGCGUGGUCCGUCAUGUUUGCCUCACAGGUUUACCGCUUCACGUUCCUGCAGUGGGAGUUCUUCAGUAGCGUGACUGUCGUCUCCUUCCUCGUGCUCAUCUCCACCGGCGUCUUCGGCGUGCUCUGCCGUAUCAACUUUGGGCGUGGGCUCGCACAUUACCUGCACGUUGAAUCCGUCCUCGCGCAAGAAGACUUCGCGCCGGAGGUGUUCCCAAAUGAGAUGGAAGCCCCUAAGCGGGUGUUGCGCGCGAGCAUCGGAAGCUCACCGUCGUCAACGCUGAAGCGGGACAUCAACUGGGACCCCUUCCAAGCAGACGGGCUGGACCAUUCGCCUGUGAUUGUGAUCGACCUGAACUACGAGCCGCAAAAACCUGUGUAG
This is a messenger RNA of Postia placenta MAD-698-R-SB12, 1536 nucleotides long. RefSeq lists its product as hypothetical. NCBI's taxonomy places the organism in Eukaryota, Fungi, Basidiomycota, Agaricomycetes, Polyporales, Adustoporiaceae. Gene Ontology annotation, cellular component: Golgi apparatus. The coding region runs from base 1 to 1536 and encodes 511 amino acids. The record is from RefSeq and is a predicted model, not a curated record. The transcript is spliced from 11 exons.